This is a messenger RNA of Bubalus bubalis (water buffalo), 962 nucleotides long. Its product is annotated as olfactory receptor 1L4-like. Gene Ontology annotation, cellular component: membrane. The record is from RefSeq and is a predicted model, not a curated record. Lineage: Eukaryota; Metazoa; Chordata; Mammalia; Artiodactyla; Bovidae. Gene Ontology annotation, molecular function: G protein-coupled receptor activity; olfactory receptor activity. The transcript has a single exon. Gene Ontology annotation, biological process: G protein-coupled receptor signaling pathway. Bases 21 to 962 code for a protein of 313 amino acids.
UUUCCACUUGGGGGACAACAAUGACAAGAGGAAAUCAGAGUCACAUCACUGAAUUCCUCCUUCUGGGACUGACCAGUGACCACAAACAGCAGGUGUGGCUCUUUGCCAGCUUUCUGGUAAUGUACCUGGUCAAUGUGGGAGGCAACUCAGUCAUCAUUGCAGCCAUCCAAGGGGAUGUCCGCCUCCACACCCCCAUGUACUUCUUCCUCUCCAACCUAUCUUUUGUGGACAUCUGCUUUACAAAUGUCAUUGUGCCAAGGAUGCUGGCAAACAUGCAGAGCAAGAGCAAGAAGGUCCCCUUCACCCAGUGCCUGACGCAGAUGUAUUUCUUUGUGGCCUGUGCAGUCACUGACAGCUUCCUCCUGGCUGCCAUGGCCUUGGACCGCUACGUGGCCAUCUGCCACCCACUACAUUACACCACCACCAUGAACCCCAGACGCUGCUUCCAGCUCGUGACAGCAUCCUGGCUGGUGUCCCACCUCCACUCCCUCACCCACACCAUCCUUAUGGCCCGCCUCUCCUUCUGUGGGCCCAACGUCAUCCACCACUUCUUCUGUGAUGUCCAGCCUCUGCUGACGCUCUCCUGCUCUGACACCUCUCUCAAUGAGCUCUUGGCCUUCACAGAGGGCUCCUUUGUGAUCAUGAGUCCCUUCAUCUUCAUUACUGUCUCUUAUGUCUAUAUCACCCGUGCUGUCCUGAGAGUCCCUUCUGGGAGAGGCAGGUACAAGGUCUUCUCCACCUGUGGGUCCCACCUCACGGUUGUGGCAUUAUACUAUGGGACUGCCAUCUCAGUGUACAUCCGCCCCUCAUCCACCUACUCAGUGACAAAGGACCGGGUGGUCACUGUCAUUUACACUGUGGUAAUCCCCAUGCUGAACCCUUUUAUCUAUAGCCUCAGGAACAGGGACAUGAAGCAAGCCUUGAGAAAGCUGACUAGGAGAAAAGAACAGAAUAAGCAUUGA